AUGUCGCCCACAGCCAGCGGCGACAACGGGACCUGGUCGAUUGACGCCUCAAUACCAGAUUCUGAUGAUCAAGCUCUGACAGAACUGCUCAUUUGCCUUGAUGGUUCUGAUGGCAAAGUGCCAACUUCGCUGCCACCAGGUGAGCCAAUGCUGUUGUGGAGCUGCCUGAACUUGCCAGUAUAG
This is a messenger RNA of Durusdinium trenchii, 183 nucleotides long. The record is from the annotation of a GenBank genome assembly. Lineage: Eukaryota; Dinophyceae; Suessiales; Symbiodiniaceae.